Messenger RNA from Chelmon rostratus (copperband butterflyfish), 1706 nucleotides. RefSeq names its product LIM and SH3 domain protein 1-like. The transcript has 8 exons. The coding region runs from base 243 to 1031 and encodes 262 amino acids. Gene Ontology annotation, molecular function: actin filament binding. NCBI's taxonomy places the organism in Eukaryota, Metazoa, Chordata, Actinopteri, Chaetodontiformes, Chaetodontidae. Gene Ontology annotation, cellular component: focal adhesion. The record is from RefSeq and is a predicted model, not a curated record.
UGCACGCUAUUGCAACGCCUGUCUGGUAACUUAAAGAAACUAAUAUGUCCGAAGGUUUGUGAUGGUACUGUGAAGGCUCCAUGCGUGACUCCUCCUCGCCUUUAGGUCUCGUUCGUAUAUUAAUUGAAAUGCCUGCAGGCGGAGAGGUGGACGGUUCGUCUCCCGGCAGAUCAUCACACCCUGGACUUCACCUCUGAACACUUUUUACUGGAUUUGGUGGUGAGAGGAAUUGCUGCGCCAUCAUGAAUCCGCCUUGUGGAAGAUGCAAUAAACCAGUUUAUCCCACAGAAAAAAUUAAUUGCCUUGAUAAGUAUUGGCACAAAGGUUGUUUCAGCUGCGAGGUAUGCAAGAUGGCGCUGAGCAUGACGACCUACAAAGGCUUUGAGAAGAAACCUUACUGCAGUAUGCAUUACCCCAAAACAUCCUUCACCAUCGUGACUGACACUCCCGAGAACCUGCGUCUCAAACAACAGAGCAUGCUCAACAGCCAGGCGCUCUAUAAGGAGGACUUUGAAAAGAACAAGGGCAAAGGUUUCAGCGUGGUGGCCGACACUCCGGAGAUGCAGAGAGUGAAGAAGACACAAGACCAGAUCAGUCACGCUCUUUACAAGGAGGACUUUGAAAAGAACAAGGGCAAAGGUUUCAGCGUGGUGGUCGACACUCCAGAGAUGCAGAGAGUGAAGAAGACGCAAGACCAGAUCAGUGAUAUAAAAUACCAUGAAGAAUUUGAGAAGAGCAGGAUUCGAAGUGACGCACCUCCUCCUGAAAAUAGACAAAUGCAACCAUCCAGCCCCGAGUCAUUCAGUCAGCCACUUGGACAGAUGCGUCCUGCUGCUGUGGCACCACCUAGUGGAGGGAAACGUUACCAGGCCGUGUACAGCUACACAGCAGCAGAGGGAGAUGAAGUCUCUCUCCAGGAAGGCGAUCUGAUCUUGGACGUGGAGCCGAUAGACGAGGGGUGGAUGUUCGGAUGCAACCAGCGCACAGGGCAGCGGGGCCUGCUGCCUGCUAACUACGUCCGACCUGUGUGAAACAAACUCACCUGUGGGUCCACCUCCAGCACCAGCUGUCAUGUGAAUCUGCAAUCACCAAACACAAUCAGGCUUCUCAAAAUCUUGCAAAUGAAAAACUUUUAAUUUCCCUGAACUGUACUGCUUUGUCUUUUUGUCAGAAAUGUGAUUUUCAGAUAAGAUGUGCUGUUUAUGGGUUCUUGAAAGAGGAAAUUAGCCAUUUCACUUUAGGGAGGAACAGUGAUGCUAAAGGUUGAAGUGAAAGUCUAACAGAAACCCACAAAAGAGGAAGUAAGAGAGGAAAGCAGAGAGAAUAUUAAAUAAACCUACAGUUUAUUACAAUAAGUCACGUGUAUUUUUUUUUUUUAUCUCAGGUAAUUUACCUUUUCAUACACGUCCUUCAGCAGAAAAGUGCAGCCCCGACAGAAACAGAUGCAUUCAAGUGUAAAUUGUGAAUUUUUCUGCAGUUGAACCAAAGAAUUCAUGAGUUGUCAUUUUCUAAACUUCAUUUAACAUUUGUUUAUUAUAUUGAGAGGGAAUAUUGUCCAUCUGAGUUAAUCAUGUAAGAUGAUUUCAUUAAUGGAAUAUUUCACUGCAUGUGUUAAAUUUGUUUUUUAAAAGACAAUUUUGCUUUCAUGGUUUUCUUUUGUGUUUAUUUAGGAAACAAUAAAACACCACAGUACAAUAGAACAUAUC